AUGGCCCAAGAGAUUGCCAAAAGUACCGGGUGUCUCGUUGAAGAGGCAGAGCAAGCUCUACAGGCAGAAAACAAUGUCGUGCGAGCAACCAAAAUGAUAGCAUACGAAAUAGAUCUGAGGAGGAAACGAUAUGUGCCGGUGCUUUCCCCUAUAUGGAGUCGCUACGCGCCCGGCGGUGCAACCACCACCGACUACGAUGGCACUAUCGAGCUGGUCAGGGACUUGGGGGUUGAAUUGGAUGACGAGGUGGUACUUGCUCUAGCAUAUGAGCUCCAGGCUCCACAGCUCGGUGUAUUUGCGAAACUACCGUAUAUUGAUGGGUGGGCACGCUGGUCAUGUAGUGAUCUACCGGCAAUGAUCAAGGCAACUAGCGUCAUGAAGCACAAAAUAAAAGAAAACAGGGCCUACUUUGGUCGCGUGUAUCGCUAUGUUUUCCCGUAUAUUGUUUCAGAGGGCCAACGGAUGCUGCCCAUCGAUCAAGCUGUCGCAUACUGGACAUUACUUCUGGUGCCCCGCUACGCCAUUGCUGAGCGAUGGAUCGCAUUCAUGACCGAAAAAAACUACAGCGUCAGCCGCGACACUUGGAAUAUGGCCCUGGUGUUCUUUGAGUAUGCCCAGAACGACCCGACUCUGGCCGAAUAUGACGAGAACCUGGCGUGGCCUGCUAUUAUCGAUGACUUUGUCGACUCUGUGCGUGAUCAUCCUUCCUAA
Messenger RNA from Wickerhamiella sorbophila, 711 nucleotides. RefSeq names its product Defective in cullin neddylation protein 1. Gene Ontology annotation, cellular component: ubiquitin ligase complex. Gene Ontology annotation, biological process: positive regulation of ubiquitin-protein transferase activity; protein neddylation. NCBI's taxonomy places the organism in Eukaryota, Fungi, Ascomycota, Dipodascomycetes, Dipodascales, Trichomonascaceae. The transcript has a single exon. The record is from RefSeq and is a predicted model, not a curated record. The coding region runs from base 1 to 711 and encodes 236 amino acids. Gene Ontology annotation, molecular function: ubiquitin conjugating enzyme binding; ubiquitin-like protein binding; cullin family protein binding.